AGGGUUCGCAUGCGCAGUGUGGGUGAGCGAAGCGCACGCUGAGGAUCGGCAGAGGAUCGGCAGCCGGUGCGGGAGCAGCAAGCCUGGUCUCUUCUGCUUGAAGAAGGCGGCGCUGGGUUCCCGUGCGGGAAUCACACACAUACCUCAGAAUGCCGGGUCUAAGUUGUAGAUUUUAUCAACACAAAUUUCCUGAGGUGGAAGAUGUAGUGAUGGUGAAUGUAAGAUCCAUUGCUGAAAUGGGUGCUUAUGUCAGCUUGCUGGAAUACAACAACAUUGAAGGCAUGAUUCUUCUUAGUGAAUUAUCCAGAAGGCGUAUCCGUUCUAUAAACAAACUCAUCCGAAUUGGCAGGAAUGAGUGUGUGGUUGUCAUUAGGGUGGACAAAGAAAAAGGAUAUAUAGAUUUGUCAAAAAGAAGAGUUUCUCCAGAGGAAGCAAUCAAAUGUGAAGACAAAUUCACAAAAUCCAAAACUGUUUAUAGCAUUCUACGUCAUGUUGCUGAGGUGUUAGAAUACACCAAGGAUGAGCAGCUGGAAAGCCUAUUCCAGAGGACUGCCUGGGUCUUUGAUGACAAGUACAAGAGACCUGGAUAUGGUGCCUAUGAUGCAUUUAAGCAUGCAGUCUCAGACCCAUCUAUUUUGGAUAGUUUAGAUUUGAAUGAAGAUGAACGGGAAGUACUCAUUAAUAAUAUUAAUAGGCGCUUGACCCCACAGGCUGUCAAAAUUCGAGCAGAUAUUGAAGUGGCUUGUUAUGGUUAUGAAGGCAUUGAUGCUGUAAAAGAAGCCCUAAGAGCAGGUUUGAAUUGUUCUACAGAAACCAUGCCCAUUAAGAUUAAUCUAAUAGCUCCUCCUCGGUAUGUAAUGACUACGACAACCCUGGAGAGAACAGAAGGCCUUUCUGUCCUUAGUCAAGCAAUGGCUGUUAUCAAAGAAAAGAUUGAGGAAAAGAGGGGUGUGUUCAAUGUUCAAAUGGAGCCCAAAGUGGUCACAGAUACAGAUGAGACUGAACUUGCGAGGCAGAUGGAGAGGCUUGAAAGAGAAAAUGCCGAAGUGGAUGGAGAUGAUGAUGCAGAAGAAAUGGAAGCCAAAGCUGAAGAUUAACUUUGUGGGAAACAGAGUCCAAUAUAAGGAACACAGAGCAGCCCUUCCUGGCUGAAAUUCUAGACUUGAAAGUUUUCCAGUAUUGAAAACUUCAAAGCUGAAUAUUUUUUAUUUCCAAGUAUUUAAACGUUCUAACAGAUCAGAACAUGAAAUGCCCUCCUAAAUGUCAGCUGUUUUCACACAGUAGCUCUAACACUUUGAGCAUUUUUAAGGGAGUGGCCUCAUUUCACUAGAGACAAAUCUUUAAGAAUAGUUCUAAAAUUGGGCUUGUGAUUUCCAUUUCUGAUGUCUCCAUAUUGGCACCCCUUUCUAGUUCAAUGCCUCUUGAGAUUUACCAGGGGCAUCCAAAGCAAACAAUCCCAAUCUUUCUACAUAAAAUGUAUUCAAGCAAACAUCAAAUAAAUUUCUGGGAUAUUUAACUAUAGGCUUCUUCCUUCUUGUCACCAGUUAAAAGCAUUCUGAGUACUAAGACCCUAAUUCUAUUAUCUUCCAUUUUAGUGUUGAUGUGCAACUAAGAGCAGGUGAAUAAAGGAUCUCUAUAACAGAUCCUUUGAAAAGAGUUUAGAGAAAAUAAACUUAACCUUAACCACAGUGAAAGUUGGCCCUUAGCGGGGACAAAGCCUUAAAAUGCAAUGAAAGAAUUAGAUUGGUUCUGUGCCUUUUAUCUAUUUGAGAUUGAUAACAACUUGUAUGAGAGAAUUUAUCACACCACGUCCUUAUUGGUAUAAUAAGCUACUUGCCUUGAGUUUAUAAUUCAGGGUGGUAAAUAUGUUUUUAAAAUGUAAAAAGCAGCUGCAUUUUUUAUUUAGUCGGAGUAUCAUCCAGUUUUUUAUUUUUGCUCCUCAUAAAAUACCCACUAGGUGCCACUUAGAGCUCUUGUUCUUUAAAACAAAACAGGGAUCUGUUUGAACACUUACUGGUGUUUUGUUUUGUUUUGUUUUUUGUUUUUCCCACGUGUUUACUUCUGUCUUCAAGAACUAAUUUGUACAUAAGUUUCAUAGGUAACACAUUAUUUAAUCAGGUGUAGAAAAUCUUGAGUUGCUUCAAUCUGCUUGUCUUCAUAAAUUUAUUCUCUUACGAUACUUGAGGUACCAGUUGUAUUUGAUUUUAUUCAUUAUCCCUAGAUAGCUAUUAAAAUACUUAGAUUAGACGUAACCCACCAUAGUCAGUCCAAGAUUAGACUUCACUCAAUAUUAAAAGGCCUGGAAAAUAGAAGAGUGUGUUGGGCAGAUAGUUUGUAUCAUUUAUGAAGGUUUGUUCCUUUUGUUAAAUACAGCAGUCUGUACUAGCUUUCGAAAUCCAAAAGUUUAACUUAUGAAGGCUGUUUCUAAGAGCCCUGAUUGCCAGCCAGCAUUUUGCAUUAGGACUAUGUAGAGGAAAACCUUGAUGUACUUAAGAUUGACACAUAAUUUUCACUUCUGUCUGUUGAAGCAUCAAAAAAACAAGUUUAUAAAGGUGGUAACAUGAAGAAUGCAUUCAAAAUAUAACAGGUGCUCCUUUGUUGUACACAGAGGAAUUUUUUUCUUUUGAUUUUGUUUACUGAAAUUUGUUAUACUUCAAAAGCCAUAACUUGAAAAAUACUGGUGGAUUCUAUGGUAAGUGAUUUUUAUUCUUUGUGGGCCUUUUGCUUAGUUCCAUGACAAUUUUAUAAAUUGACCCUAGCUAGAGAACAGAUCAAUAUUUCACUGAUACCAUGAGAAAAAGAACAAAACUUAAAGCAUGCAUACACCUUGCUAACCUAAAAGACAGCAGGGACAAGAUACAUAUGGGACAAGUUGCACACCCAGCUCUGAAUAAGUUGAAGAAUAGGCUUGGCAAAGAAGUGAACAGUUUAUCCAAAUCUUGAAUCUCUGCCAGGUAUGGUGGCUCAUACCUGCAACCCCGGCACUUAAGGAGCCAAGGCAGGAGGAUCACUUGAGGCCAAGAGGUUUAGACUGCAGUGAGCUGUGAUCACUCCAGUGCACUCCAGCAUGGGUGACAAGGCAAGACCCUGUCUCAAAAAAAAAAAAAAAAACCAAAAAUCUUGAAUCUCCCAUCAAAGUUUGUUUAAAAUACAAUUUCGUCUAUUCCCCACUCUACCUUUCAUUGAGGUCAAAUGGCUAUCAACUCAUAGCCGAAAAUUAUCGAUAGUUUGGGUCUUGUUUGUGCAUAAGUUAAUUGAAAAUCAAUGGCCAGGAGGAAAUUGAACAUCAAAACCACUUUUUUUACUUUUUUUUUUUUUUCCCUGGUAAAUGGUGAUGUUACAUUGCCUGGGCAGGUCUUGAAAUCCCGGGCUCAAGCUAUCCUCCCACCUCUGCCUCCAUGAGGGUGUGAGCCAGCAUGCCCCGCCCAAAUCAUUUUUCAUUAUUAGUUUUAGAGCAAAACAAGACAAACCAGUUCUGAAGUGGAUAAUGUUCAAAGACGGACCCAUAGAGACAUGCUAAGCACUGCAUCAUGCUAAGCAGAACAUUCCUCAGCUGCCAUACUCCAGCUAUUCUACUUUUACACCAAGAACAAAAUAGCUAGAGAGUAUUUAAAAAUGUAGGUGCCAGUACCUUGCUGAGACUUGUUCAUUGAUUUGCCCUAAGGUAAUGGUCAUCUACUUCCCAAGCCAUAGAGAUCCUGAUAGCUCUGAUACAAAGUGAGGUACACUUGUGCCAAUUUUGAUGCAGGAAGUCAUCGAGCCAAAUGUUUAAUUCAGAUAAACACCUGUCAAUAUUCAAAAGGCAAAGCAAACUAAUUCCAGGAACAUUAGACCUUGGUGAAAUGCCAAAUGGAAAAUGGUACUUUAAAAGGUAGUCUCUUACCAUGUAAGGAAUAAAUAAAACAUUAGCUUGGGAUUUCUCAUUCAGGUCAGUGUUUUAGACACAAUUAACAAGAGACAGUUCAAACUAAGAGGGCAAAUUUUUACUUAAGCACUUUGAAGUAAUCCACUCCCCUUAAAUGUAAGUUAUGUAUUUUAUCUGUUGAUUAAGGGGAGGUCCAAGCAUUUGUACUUGGCAAGAAUGCUGGCAAUAGCUUGUGCCAGCUACUGUACAAACUUGAAAGUAAUAAAAAUGUUCUUUAAAAGUA
This is a messenger RNA of Saimiri boliviensis boliviensis (Bolivian squirrel monkey), 4148 nucleotides long. RefSeq names its product eukaryotic translation initiation factor 2 subunit alpha (gene EIF2S1). Gene Ontology annotation, biological process: translational initiation. NCBI's taxonomy places the organism in Eukaryota, Metazoa, Chordata, Mammalia, Primates, Cebidae. Gene Ontology annotation, cellular component: eukaryotic 48S preinitiation complex; eukaryotic translation initiation factor 2 complex. Gene Ontology annotation, molecular function: RNA binding; translation initiation factor activity; ribosome binding. The record is from RefSeq and is a predicted model, not a curated record.